CCCCGUCCGGAGGGCGUAAAGGCAACCGCACGCCACAACCAAAGUCCCGAUCCCGGCGUCGGAAGUCCCUUUGACUUUGCCGCCCACGCCUUCACGACACGUCUCAUUUCAAUCUCAAAUCUCACCUCUUUGACUUGAUAAAACUUCGUCAAGCCCUGGUGUCUACUCAUUGCUUUACUCUGUUUACAGGGCGGACUUGCGACACUUUCGCCAUAAUUUACUGACACUCACGCUCACACGGCGUAGCACUUGCGCCGCCCAUCGUGAACACAACAGAAACGCAGCAUGGCCGACCUCUCAACCUGUCUACCCCUAACCCGGGCCUCCGUCGUCGAAGCCCACAAGCUCGUCAAGCCGCACGUCCACUACACCCCGGUACUCACCAACAAGACCCUCACGGCACUCGCGUCGACGCCGCGGGCACCCGAGGACCUCAAGGGCACGAAAUGGGAAGGUCGCACGCCGGCCAAGCCCGUGCUCCGGCUGUGGUUCAAGUGCGAGAACCUGCAGCGCAUCGGCGCCUUCAAGGUCCGCGGUGCCUUUCACGCCGUUGAGAGGCUGAAGCAGGAGCCUGGGUGGAUCGAGGGCGGCGGUAAAGAGAAGGGUGUUGUUACGCAUAGCUCAGGAAACCACGCCCAAGCCCUGGCCCUCGCAGCCAGGGAAAGCGGCAUCCCAGCACACAUCGUCAUGCCGGACAUCUCCCCGCCCAACAAGAUCGCUGCAACGCGCGGCUACGGCGCCAACGUCGUCUUCAGCGGCAGCACCAGCGUCGAGCGCGAGGCCGUCGCCGACCGCAUCAUCUCCGAGACGGGCGCCCGCCUCGUGCCGCCCUACGAUCACCCGGACAUCAUGCUGGGCCAAGGGACGAUGGGCCUCGAGCUGCAAGAGCAGGUGCGCCAUCUCCUGGCCGCGGGACACUCUGCCGAGAACCCUACGUUUAACUCUACGGAUCUUCCUGUGGCUGUGCCCAACGGAGACGGGGUGACGCAGAAGGGCCUGGACGCGAUCAUGACGCCCUGCGGAGGCGGCGGCAUGCUCUCCGGCGUAGCGCUGAGCUGCGAAGGGACGGGGAUCCGGGUCUUUGGCGCGGAACCAGAGUUCCAGGGCGCCGACGACUGCAAGCGCGGCUUCGAAGCGGGAAAACGCGUCGAGAGCGUAAAGACGCUGACGGUCGCUGAUGGGUUGAGGACGCCCGUGGGCAAGCACCCCUGGUCCGUCAUCUACGAGCGCCGGCUGGUGGAGAACAUGUACAGCGUGUCCGAGGAGGAGAUCAAGGCGGCGACGAAGCUUGUGUUUGAGCGGUUCAAGCUCGUUGUCGAGCCGAGCGGUGCGGUGCCUCUGGCGGUGGCGCUGUUUAAUGAGGAUUUCAGGGCCAUGGUUGAAAAGGAGGCUGGCGAGACGGGGUGGGAUUUGGGGUUGGUUUUUAGUGGUGGGAAUAUGGCGUUGGACGGGCUCAUGAAGAUUUUUGCGGCGUGAUAUCCUGGAGUUGUUUCUGUGUGGAGAUGAGAUGAUAGACAUGUGGUCAUAUUGAGCUUCUGGGGAUGGUUCCUGAGUUCUCGAUGCUGGCUUGUGAUCUAGGGGAUGGAGCUUGAGACCCUGUUAAUCAACAGGCAAGACUUGCCACUGGCAAUGGUUACACACGCUGAUAAUUACUCCUCGGUGGUGGGCCCAACUCACCUCACUACUGACAUAUAUAAGUAACGAUAAGUGGCCCCCAACUACCUACCACAGAGGUAUCUCAGGU
Messenger RNA from Colletotrichum phormii, 1744 nucleotides. RefSeq names its product pyridoxal-phosphate dependent enzyme. Gene Ontology annotation, molecular function: D-serine ammonia-lyase activity; pyridoxal phosphate binding; L-serine ammonia-lyase activity. NCBI's taxonomy places the organism in Eukaryota, Fungi, Ascomycota, Sordariomycetes, Glomerellales, Glomerellaceae. The record is from RefSeq and is a predicted model, not a curated record. The coding region runs from base 286 to 1476 and encodes 396 amino acids. The transcript is spliced from 2 exons.